Messenger RNA from Scylla paramamosain (green mud crab), 4863 nucleotides. RefSeq names its product protein inscuteable homolog. Lineage: Eukaryota; Metazoa; Arthropoda; Malacostraca; Decapoda; Portunidae. The transcript has 14 exons. Gene Ontology annotation, biological process: apical protein localization; establishment of mitotic spindle orientation; regulation of asymmetric cell division. The record is from RefSeq and is a predicted model, not a curated record. Gene Ontology annotation, cellular component: apical cortex. Gene Ontology annotation, molecular function: cytoskeletal adaptor activity; protein binding. Bases 1433 to 4000 code for a protein of 855 amino acids.
GUCAUGUUUUGGGUGACGGAUAACGAGGCGCGAGGCGUGCGUGUGGAGGCUGUUGCCGAGCCGCGGCGAGAAACGACUUGUUGACACGGCGAGGCAGCAGGAGGCAGGAGGCAGGUGUAGAGCGGCGGGCCUUCAGUCGCCUGCCUGACGCCGCCGCGAGAGGUGGUGCUGCCCUGGAUUCUUUCGGCCGGCUGUGAGGGGACGGCAUGAACUUUCUCACUCCUUGUUGACGUCUGCGCUCAACUUGUGACCUGAGAGCUGGACUGCGGUGCCUCCAACGUGCGUUCAUGUGGUGCCUGGUGACAGUGAUUCACAUGUCCUGCCUCCGUGGCGUCUGGGGAUCAGAGUGACGCGCCCCGAGUCACGGCCCGUCAACGUGCAUUAGUGACCCCGCCGAUUGCCUCCCUUAUCGCGGGACACCAUCGCAGCGGCGGCUUAAUGGCACGCUGCUGCUGCUGGAUGCUGGAAGGAGGAGAGUGAGCCGGGAUGACAGCGAGGGGAACCACGCCCACCAGCCCCCUCCACAUCCGCCCACACCACACAAAUCAGUCUUGGCUCUGAUAGUAUCUUCAGAAGUGGCUCUUCCUCCCCAGCCCCAGACUCUAGACACCUGUGCCUCCCCAAGUGCCGCGGUGAAGUGACCAGUCAUUGCGUGGAUUAUCAGUGUUGCGGUGAGCCGCGAGUGUCCCGCCGGGCCGGGCACCUGACUGCACGUGAACACCUGAGUGGACACUGACACUGACCUAAAGUGACGCCUUAGAAAAAGGCAAACACUUAUCUGCGUAAAAAAGUGGUUACCUUUCGACUUUCUUAUUAACAAAGACGCCAAAGAAGUCCAAGACGAGGCUACAGUUAAGUGGAAAUAUAACAAAGAAGGGAAAAAAAGACCUGAGGAGACGGCUCUUGCCCGCCGCCUUGAGAGGCCGUGAUAAGCCAGGUAUCCCUUGAGGGCCCUGAUGCAGCCUCAAGUGUUGGUGUGACGUGUGAGGGGCGCCCCAUCGCCACCACUACCACCACCACCAGCGGGACACACACACACACUCACCACCGCUUCAUCUUCUGACAUUAGAAGUCCUCACCUCGCUGACGCCGCGGGAGGGUGGGAGGACUCGAGGCUGAGUGUGUCAAUCCCCGUCACAGCACGACAAGAUUAGGAGAGUCUGCGGUUAUCUCUGGUAUCACUAUCCUCCAAUCAGUGAAGGGAAGCCAAUCAAGCCGAUCAUCCCGAGGCACCGUAGUGAUUCGAUAUUAAUGAUUGUAGCUCCAAGCAUCUGCCAGACUCCCCUGCUGCAUUACCGCCAGAUUUUAUCAAGUGUGGGUGCCGGAGGUGUGUUGCGGCAACCACCACCGCCACUACUGCGUCAGGUGUGGCCGUGAGAACCCCCGGACGCUCACCUCAGCCCGUACGUCCUCCCCAGAGUGUGUCGCCAGCAUGACGCCUCCGGUACAGAAGACAACGCAGGGCAAACAGGACGGGUCACGUCAGCAGUACUUCCGCCGCGGAGGGUCACGGGUCUACUAUGCCUCCGAGACAGGCUGCUGGCCCGCCAACAGCCUCCCCAAGAACUUCUGGAUUCGCUCCAAAUGUUUAGGGGAGUCCGUAGUUCCAGAGAUCGGUGAGGAGGCGAGCAGUUCAGGAGACGAGGUCGGCGAGGAAGAGGUGACCCCCGGCAGUUUGUUCCGAGGGUACCUGCGAGGCUCCCCAUCUCACCGCUCGCAAGACUCAGGUUACUCUGACUCCGGCGAGUCCACCAAUGCUCACAAUGACACAGAUUCUCUGCCAACCACACCACCAAACGUGAAGCAUAUCACUCGUGUAUAUUUUGGGGAGAAUCCUCAUUUAUUUAACGAUAAGAUAGUUAGUGUCCCAAAGAUAAAGAUUAUCACAACCAGUGGAGCAGUCACCUCUCCACCCGGUGACUCUCCCACGCCAGAGGAUGAGUCUCAGGACGCGCAGCCAAUGCCUCUCCACCAGCGUGGCCAGGCAAGCAGCUUGGAGGAGCUUGCCGAGGAGCUGGAGCACAAGAGUGUCCUGGAAGCCGCCACUAGGUGGACGGGAGCAGUGAGAAAGAGGCCCACCAAUCCUGCAGCACUAACUGUCCCUCGCAGACUGCAGAGGCGCAGCAGCAGCGCCGAGAAGCUUAUCACUGAUGGCCAGAUGGAGCAGCACCGACGUCAGACAGGAAUGUCCCGUGCCCGUAGACGGUGGUCUCUGGGCGAGGCACCGGCGCCAGUCCUAACGCGCAGACAGCAGCAGGGGGCGCCCUCAUAUGUCACCAGCGGCACCAACACCCAUGUCCCCGCCAGUCAGCUGGACCGCAAGCCCAAAGUCGAACUAAUGAGCCGGGGCGUUGACACUUCAUCCUUGGAGAGUGUGGAGGACCGCCCCGCAGUGCCUCGUGUAGCGGGUGACACAGACCCCCGGGCAGAUCCCCGCCCCGCCAGGACACACCCACACCCCACCGCAGUGGCCCGAGAGAUGAGAAACGACUCUCUGCACCAGUGGGUGAAGGAGCUGCGGAUACUGUGCGAGGCGGAGUGCAUGAACACCCUCCAGUCCAAGUCUCUGCCCGGCGACUCUGCCCCGCCCCCUCCCACGGCCCGCCACGCCGUCAGGGCCAUCCAGCGCCGCGCCCACGAAGUCUCCACUGAGUUCGCCAGACUGUGCCAGCGCCUGGAGUGGCUGGAGCUGACGCAGGUACCGCCGCUGGCCGAGUCUCUGGUGGAGCAUAUCAACAUCUUCCUGAGGGACUACACUACACAGUGGGCGGCCGCCGACCCCGACCUGCAGCCGCAGUCAUCGCUGAGUCGCCAAAGUAAAGUGAUCCGGCAAAUCUGCCAGCGUCUGACGGAGGUUUGUAACAACGACAACGACGACCUGGACCGCGACACGACCCGCCAGGUGGUGCAGGUGGUGACGGCGCUGGGCCACGCCUUCACCAAGCUGGUCGACCUCAUGCUGAGCCGCGAGAUAAGAGAGAUGGUGCGGGUGCUGGAGGAGCCGGGCAGCAGGGCAGGGGUGCGCCUGGUGGUGUCUCACUUGACUGCUCUCGGAGUGGAGGGCGGGCACAUCUGUCGCCUCAUUGCGAGUCUCGGUGGCGUACGGGGCCUGUUGGACGUGUGCCUGGAACCGCGGCUGCGUCAGUGUCGCAGUGAUGCCUUGAGAGCCUUGGCAACCGUGUGCUGCGUGGUGGAGGGCAUCGUCGAACUGGACAAGGCUGGCGGCGUGGAGGUGGUGGCGGAGGUGCUGUGCGACAUCGAAUGUCCGGAGGAUGAGAGGAGUGAGGCCGCAGGGGUACUGGCGCAGAUCACAUCCCCCUGGGUGGAGAACAACCACCGCCUGGCAGCCCUCCACACCCACCUGGACCACAUCGUCGCCGCCCUCACCGACUUAGCCAGGCACACACUCACGCCGGAGAUCUUCCUGCUGGCAUCCGCGGCGCUGGCCAACCUGACUUUCCUAGAUGACGGCUGCGUGGAGGCCAUGAGGGCGGCAGGCACCGCGUCCGUCCUCCUUCGGGCCGCCCACGACAAUCCCAACAUUUCCAUCUUCACCAAGGACCAGAUAGCGACGGUGUUGGCCAACCUGGCAGGGUCAAGGGAGGCGGCAGAAGAGGUGGUGGAGAGUGGGGGAGUGUCGGUGUUGCUGGGGCUCCUCAACACUGGCCCCGCCCCCACUCACCGCCUGCCAGAGGUGGCCACGGCGGAGCGAGUCCAGCAGAAGUCGGCCAUCGCCCUCUCCAGGCUGUGUCGCGAGGCGUCGGUGGCACGCCAGGUGGCCGAGCAGGGAGGCGCCAAGCGGCUGGUGCGCCUCUGCAAGGAUGAGAGCGAGAGGAACCACAGCGACGCCGUCCUCGUCGCCUGCCUGGCGGCGCUGCGUAAGAUGUCCUCCUCACUGGGAUCUGAGGGGCUGCGCGGCGUGGACGCGGCGGAGCUGGUGGAGCCGCGGUUGCUGGACUCCUUCCUCAUCUACUCCUCGCGGCAGGAGAGCUUCGUAUGACCCACGCAGGAGCUGAGAGAGAGAGAUAGCUUUAAGACUGAAAUUGUAUAGUAUUGCUCUUCUGUAUUAUUAUUUUAGCCCAUGAGUUUGUGUUACGAACUUACGAGUAGGGAAGCCAACAAAUACGGUCGUUAUUGUUGCAUGAUGUCAGUGGCGGCCGACCCUUGUAACACGGUGCGUCGACUCAGCUCAAGAGGCAGACACGUGACGUCAGUCGUGAUGCCGCCUUUCGUAUAUCACACGCCAAGCUGUAGCGUGUGUGGUGUGUCUCAGAGUCGCGGUGGAGGUUAAGGUGCUGCAGAAUAUAUAAUAAUAAACAGCUAUAACAUCCUACAGUGUUUUGCGAGUGCUCAAGUUCACCACUGCAGGAGUGUCAGGGCUGCUUAGAGGACAAAUUCAGCGUCUCGUGUGUGAUGCGUGUUGCUGCGAGCCGCCCAGUGAAGAAAGUGCCGGGCGGGACUGUAAGCGCCGGGACAAACAUGGAUUUCAACUGCACGAGGAAUAUGGCGAGAGGAGUGACCUGUUUCACCGCCACGCCCGAGCAGCCUCGCAGCGUCCGUUCAUAAUCAUAAUGUAUAUAAUGUACCCCAGGCGAGGUUAGUUUACUGAUGAAAAGUGGCAGAUAAAAUAAUACUAUACGUAAGUUAACGGCGUGUGAUUUUACUUUGUUGUUCCGAAGUGUUUGGAAACGUGUUCGUGUGGCAGCAGUGAUGUUUGUACGCGUUGAUUAGUGUGUUCACCUGUCCUUACCUGUCAAGACUCCUGUAGGCGGACCCUCACCUAGUCAGACCCCAGAACCAAAUAUAGUUGUAGAGGUGUAUUUCUGUACAGCAAUAUAUUUUUCGAAUAAAACUUACACAUUU